Messenger RNA from Arabidopsis lyrata subsp. lyrata, 1692 nucleotides. RefSeq names its product E3 ubiquitin-protein ligase SGR9, amyloplastic. The coding region runs from base 590 to 1441 and encodes 283 amino acids. Gene Ontology annotation, molecular function: ubiquitin protein ligase activity. Gene Ontology annotation, biological process: protein ubiquitination. Gene Ontology annotation, cellular component: cytoplasm. The transcript has a single exon. The record is from RefSeq and is a predicted model, not a curated record. Lineage: Eukaryota; Viridiplantae; Streptophyta; Magnoliopsida; Brassicales; Brassicaceae.
ACAAAUAGAUUUAUAUAAACAAGCCGAUCCAAAUUAUUACUCUACUCCACAGACUCUUCUCUGGUCCCACUAACUAGCUUCACAUUAUCAAACUCUUUGAUGAAUUUUGGUAAAUGUUACUAAAUUUACAGUUUUGUUUAGAUUGUGGAGCUAGUAACAUUAACAAAAGAUAUAGUUUGUUAAGUUUCAACACAAUCUUCCAAAUAAUUUCUUCGACAUUUCCAAUUUCCAAGAUUUAUAGUUAAAGCGUAACGAAACACUUUUUAAUUGCAUAAAGUUUGCAAGCAAAUUAUGUCUGUCACCAACAGUUGCUAAAGUGUUAAACUUUUGCCAACUUUCUCCAUUCAUUGCUUCUUCACCUUUAUUCUCCAAUCCCAAAUUUACAUCUAUCAAUUAAAUCAAAACCCAAACAAGCAAAGCCGACAAUAAUCUCUUUUGUACCACACCCAUUUGUUUUUUCCUAAUUAAAAAAAUCACAAUAUUUUAUUAUUACUUCCACCAAAUUCCUAAUGACUUAAUACAUGUAUAUAAAGCAAAGAUUCAUCAAAAAGUGAAGAGAAGUGAGAAACGAGCACACACAAGAUCCAAUAUGGAGGAAGGAAACAUCACAAUCAUCAUGGCGUCACUCUCUACUCUUUCUCCUUCACACCUCACAAAUCUCACUCAUUCCAUUCUCUCAAUCUCCCACCACCAUCGCCGCCGCCUCGCCACCGUCCUCUCAUCUCCGACCCUUUUCUCCCUCACUCUCCGCCACCUCCUCUCUCUAUCUCUUCCCGACAAAACCCACCUCAUCGCCAACCAUCUCCUUUCUCUCCUUCACCCUCUUCUCAUCCACCGUAAACAUCACUCCUCCUCCACCGUCACCAUGAAGCUCCGGGACCUCGACGCGGUGGUCCUCCUCCUCUUUCUCUGCGAAACCCACCAGCUUCAUCCAGAUGUUUUAGAAGCUUCCGCCGAUAAUUGGCGGGAAAUUCUCGGUAAUACGUACUCUAAUACCAUGUUAACUAAUAAUUCCGGUCUUUGGACUUGCGAUGCCGGAAUCUUGAUGCCGUACAUAGAAACCCUAGUUAGAUGCAAAAGAUUUGUUGACAUAAUGGGAGGCUACAACCAUCUUCGCCGAAGAGAUCAAAAAGAAGGCUACGAAGUUCCGGCUGCUAGAGCGGCUGUUGUGGCGUUACGAGCGGUUGAGGUUUUCAACGCCGCAGCUUCAAACGCCGGAGAAGUAGAAUGCGUGAUAUGCAAGGAAGAGAUGAGCGAAGGAAGAGAUGUUUGUGAAAUGCCAUGUCAGCAUGUGUUUCACUGGAAGUGUAUCUUGCCGUGGCUAAGCAAGAAGAACACGUGUCCUUUCUGCAGGUUUCAACUUCCCACCGACGAUGUCUUCUCGGAGAUCCAACGGCUGUGGGAGAUCCUCGUCAAGACCAGCGAGUUACACGUGGCUUAAUCUCAGCUUGCGGUGAUGAAUACAUGUGUAAGAAGAACUAUAGAAGCGUGUUCAUCGUAAUCUAGUAAUAAUAUCUAUGUAGAAUAAUAUAUCAAGUACUGUUGAGAUAGGAAUGUUUGGACCGUUUUGAUAUAUAGAAUUUUGUAUAGUUUUCUUUUGACAAAGACACACAUGUGGUUCUAAAACUCAUGAGCACUUAUUUUUUUAGCGGAUUUUGUUAUUAAAAUAAGUUAAUAGUACGAUGAACUUCG